Penicillium robsamsonii is the source of this 1053-nucleotide messenger RNA. Its product is annotated as Short-chain dehydrogenase/reductase SDR. The transcript has 2 exons. The coding region runs from base 1 to 1053 and encodes 350 amino acids. NCBI's taxonomy places the organism in Eukaryota, Fungi, Ascomycota, Eurotiomycetes, Eurotiales, Aspergillaceae. The record is from RefSeq and is a predicted model, not a curated record.
AUGGCUUGGAUCUUCUCGGUAUUAAAUGAUGUGUUCCAGGCCGUGAAGGGGACAAACACAACCAUCCUUACAGACGAGCACGUCCCCGGUGCCGAUCUGACAGGCAAAUGGAUCAUUAUAACCGGAUCCAACAACGGCGUCGGCUUCGAAGCAGCAAAGUCUUUCGCAUCAUGGGGCGCAAAUCUCAUCCUCGCCUGCCGCGAGCCACCUGCAUGGGAACUGCAUCCAACAGCAGCCGUGAAGGAAUGCAAAGAGCUUGCUGCGGUGUGCGGCCAUUCGUCCACCAUUGAAUGGUGGCACAUCGACAUGGCAGAUCUCAGCAGCGUUGAUGCUUUCUGUCAAAGGUGGAUGCAAUCCGACCGCGCUUUAGAUAUCCUAUGCAAUAAUGCCGGGAUUGCCCAGCCUACCCAGCCAGCCCGUAUAACGAAGGAUGGAUUCCAGAUGGUUCAUCAGAUCAACUUCUUAUCUCAUGUACUACUAACCCUCCGACUCCUCCCAUCUCUAGCUCGCAGUGCCGAGCCUCGAAUCAUAUGCACAACCUCAUGUUUCCACCAUCUAGGACUCUUCGAUAUCGACCAUGCCAAUAGUGAACCAGGCAGCAGAGGCAACGAUUAUCGAAACAAUAAACUCUACUUCCAAAUGUGGGUCGCAGAGAUGCAGUCUCGGCUCCUCAGGCACCCCGAGUACCUCCACAUCACAAUCAACGGCGUCCAUCCCGGCUUUGUGGCUUCGGGAAUAUGGGACGGCCUUGAAAGUGCGGGUAAGGCCCCGGCCGGACUGGAUUUACUUUUGCGCUAUGUUGCUAUCACGUCGCAACAGGGUGGAUUAGCUAUUUCUCAUGCAGCUACUAGUUUGGAGUUUGGGCCAGAUCCUAAGAAACAGGGCGUUGGUGCGGAAAAUGGACGUGGGGGAGGGAAGUAUAUCAAUCGGAUAUGGGAAGGGCCUAUGAAAUCAUAUUGUAAUGAUCCAGAGGCUAGAUCGAGAUUGUGGAUCAAACUGGAUGAGGAGCUUGGAUUGCAAGAGAAGGGCCUUCUGGAGGUUUUGGGUCUUUAA